Racocetra persica is the source of this 158-nucleotide messenger RNA. The record is from the annotation of a GenBank genome assembly. Lineage: Eukaryota; Fungi; Glomeromycota; Glomeromycetes; Diversisporales; Gigasporaceae.
CUGAAGAUAAAUUGUCUCAAUCGAUCGAUAGGGAGGUCUUCAACGGGAAAAUGGUGGAGAAGUUCAAACCGAAUAGUAGAGGCGUGAGAAUAAGUAACAGCGGGUUGAACGAAGAUGAACCAAUUCCAAAAAUUAAGAAACUGAGGGGCAACUUGUUC